AUGUGCCACUCGUGCGUGUGUCAGAUCGGUCCGUCGAUGCUGGCGUCGGACCUCGCGUGCCUCAAGGACGAGGCGCUCAAGGUCGUGGCUGCCGGCGCCGACUACCUGCACCUCGACGUCAUGGACGGCCACUUUGUGCCCAACAUUACGUGGGGUGCGCCGGUCAUCAAGAGCCUCCGCAAGCACACCAACGCGUUCUUCGACUGCCACAUGAUGGUCUCGGAGCCUGAAAAGUGGGUCGACGAUAUCAAGGACGCGGGCGGCGACCAGUUCACCUUCCACCUCGAGUCGACGAGCAACCCGACGGCGCUCAUUGCGCAGAUCCGCGCCGCCGGCAUGAAGGUCGGCGUCGCCAUCAAGCCGGGUACUGCCGCCGACGCCGUCCUCCCGUACGUCGACCUUGUCGAUAUGGUGCUCGUGAUGACGGUCGAGCCGGGCUUUGGCGGCCAGAGUUUCAUGGCCGACAUGAUGCCCAAGGUCGCCUUCUUGCGCGAACGCUUCCCGCUGCUCGACAUUGAAGCAGCUCCGUCUUCCGCGCCGCCGACCCCCGCGGACGCCAUCUUGGCCAUGCGCCACAGCGUCGAGCGCCUCGGGAAUGGCAAGACCGACGCCGAGCUCACGCGCCGCGAGCAAUAG
This is a messenger RNA of Saprolegnia parasitica CBS 223.65, 636 nucleotides long. RefSeq lists its product as hypothetical. NCBI's taxonomy places the organism in Eukaryota, Oomycota, Saprolegniomycetes, Saprolegniales, Saprolegniaceae. Bases 1 to 636 code for a protein of 211 amino acids. The transcript is spliced from 2 exons. Gene Ontology annotation, molecular function: D-ribulose-phosphate 3-epimerase activity; metal ion binding. Gene Ontology annotation, biological process: pentose-phosphate shunt, non-oxidative branch; carbohydrate metabolic process. The record is from RefSeq and is a predicted model, not a curated record. Gene Ontology annotation, cellular component: cytosol.